ACAGUUUGGUUCGGGACUUGGAUUUCUACGUGUACCGUUUCGAAGGCUACGGGAAGCAGUUCAUCAAGGAAUGCCGUGUCAGCCCAGAUGCUUAUAUUCAACUGGCUCUACAACUUGCUUAUUUUCGGCUGUACGGGCGGUCGGCGGCGACGUACGAGAAGCGCGUCGAACGCGGCGCUUCCUGCUGGGGCGCGUCGACUGCAUCCGGUCGGCGACGAGCGAGGCGCGCGCGUGGGCGGCCGCCAUGAGCCAGGACGCGGCGGCCGGGGCGGCGGGCGCGGCGCCGCGGCGGGCUGGCCUUCGGGGCGCUGCCGCCCGGCGCGGCCGUCGACGCCGCCGACGACGACGCCGCGGCCGCCGGCAAAGCGCGUCACCUUCAGCCUCGUCGACUUGCAAGGACUUCUGAUUCUCUCUCAAUGCAUCACUGACACAACGAUCUUUUUAAGAAGUGGAAUGGGGUACUUCCCAAAGCAGUUACUUUGGAAAUGUGAAAAAAAUAUUUUAUUUUCAAAUACCCUUUCU
Molecule: messenger RNA, 522 nt
Organism: Gryllus bimaculatus (two-spotted cricket)
Lineage: Eukaryota; Metazoa; Arthropoda; Insecta; Orthoptera; Gryllidae
Source: the annotation of a GenBank genome assembly